CAAUUUUAAGAAAAUGUUGAAUAGUAUGCGCUCGAAACGUUUAAAUGGCCUGCAUUUGACCGGUUGCAAUGCAGGACCCAUGGCUAGACUACCACCCAAAUACUCUGAUGAAGAUUGGGAUUUCAAUAAUAAGGUUAAGCUACGCAUCACCUGUGACCAGGAACGUUUGGCGGAGCGCAUCAUGGAAGAAUCUCGUCGUGUCAUGGACGAUGUCAAUGACACCACCCGCAAUUGGCAACGUGAAGUGGAACAUCAGAUGCGUGAGCGCGCCAGUGAAAUACGUUUCCUCUGUGACGAGUUGAAUAAACAGAAAAAGACGGCUCUACUGGAGGAUGAAGCCCUGAAUACGUAUCGCAUGCGUAUUCUAAAUGCCAUUGGAUUUCUAAAAGAGAAAUCCUUGGCCAUUUGUCAACGCUGUUUAGUAUUGCGUGAAGGACGUUUAGGGGUCGACCUCUGUGAAGACGAGGUAGAUCGUUCUUUGCGUUGCGAGCUCAAAGUUAUCAAAGGAUGUCAGUGUCUAAUGGACAAGGUAUUGAAGGAGACGAAUGAACAAUUGCGUAGGUUGCGUGCCACAAUGUAUUCGCUGGAUAAAGAUCUGUCGCAAAAGGACAAGUCGCUAAUGAUUGACGAAAAGAAUUUGACAUUGCGUGGAAGUCAACGGGAAAUGGGAGCUACUGAUUUAGCUCACCAUCAUUGUCAAUAUUCCCUUAGCGAAUGGCAACAUACAACCUAUAAGAACUUGGAGACGAAUGCUCGAGAACUGAACUCCGCCGCUCAAUUGCGUGCCUACGUCGAUUUGUUGCUGAAGCAGGUCUGUGAAGAUAUGCAGAAUCAAACGGAUCGUACAAAUGAAGCUUUUGCUCGUCGUAUUGCCGAACAGAGACAUGUUAAGGCAUGCUUGGAGAAUAAGCAUAACGACACAAUGAAUCAUAUUCACGAAGUACAGCAGAAUCUUCAGCUACUCGAAAAGGAGAUAUGCGAUAAAAAUCGUGCUCAACAAUUGUGUCUAACACGUUUGGGUAAUCGUGCCACACGACCUGGCGUUGAGUUGACAUGUGACGAGGUACAAGAUGCUCUCUAUCAUGAACUGGAAGCUCUGAAAGCAUCGUUGUGUAAAUUAAAUACCAAAGUGCAGGAGAAUAAGGCAUCGUUACGUUAUUUGAUGCAUGUCCAGGUUAUGCAGGAAGAGGAAAUCAAUAUCAAGGCAAAUUCGAUCAAAAUUGAUGAAGUCGAUUGCAUGACAAUACGCCAGGCUUUGAAAUAUCAAUCAUUCUAAAGAA
Molecule: messenger RNA, 1280 nt
Organism: Musca vetustissima
Lineage: Eukaryota; Metazoa; Arthropoda; Insecta; Diptera; Muscidae
Product: tektin-1
Exons: 3
Coding region: 14-1276 (420 amino acids)
Biological process (GO): cilium assembly; cilium movement involved in cell motility
Cellular component (GO): nucleus; microtubule cytoskeleton
Source: RefSeq, a predicted model, not a curated record